Exophiala aquamarina CBS 119918 is the source of this 747-nucleotide messenger RNA. Its product is annotated as eukaryotic translation initiation factor 6. NCBI's taxonomy places the organism in Eukaryota, Fungi, Ascomycota, Eurotiomycetes, Chaetothyriales, Herpotrichiellaceae. Gene Ontology annotation, cellular component: cytosol; preribosome, large subunit precursor; nucleolus. Bases 1 to 747 code for a protein of 248 amino acids. The record is from RefSeq and is a predicted model, not a curated record. Gene Ontology annotation, molecular function: ribosomal large subunit binding. The transcript has 3 exons. Gene Ontology annotation, biological process: maturation of 5.8S rRNA; maturation of LSU-rRNA; assembly of large subunit precursor of preribosome.
AUGGCAGUUCGAGCACAGUUUGAGAACUCUAACGAAGUCGGUGUCUUCGCAAAUCUCACCAACAGCUACUGUCUGGUCGCCAUAGGCGCAUCAGAAAACUUCUAUUCCAUUUUCGAAUCCGAACUUGCAGACCUCAUCCCAAUCGCACACUGCACUAUUGCCGGCACAAGAAUUGUUGGCCGUCUAACCGCAGGCAAUAAGAAUGGCCUCCUCGUCCCUACAUCUACCACAGAUCAAGAAUUACAACAUCUGCGGAAUACAUUACCUGAUACUGUCAAAAUAGAACGAGUUGAGGAAAGACUGUCGGCCUUGGGGAAUGUUGUCAUUGCCAACGAUCAUGUUGCCCUGGUCCACCCUGACCUUGAACGCGAGACCGAGGAAAUAAUUGCAGACGCCCUUGGUGUCGAAGUCUUCAGACAAACUAUUGCCGGAAACGUCCUAACAGGUUCCUACAUGUCCCUCUCCAAUCACGGUGGAAUCGUACACCCCAAGACAAGUAUUCAGGAUCAAGACGAACUCAGCUCUCUGCUUCAAGUACCUCUGGUUGCUGGAAGUGUCAACCGUGGCAGCCCAGUCGUUGGUGCAGGCAUGGUUGUCAAUGACUGGCUUGCAGUUACUGGCAUGGAUACAACAGCGACAGAACUCAGCGUGAUCGAAAGUGUGUUCAGAUUGGGUGAAGGUGGCCCCGGCGGUCUGGACGCUCGAAUGAAUGCCAACAAGGAGAGCAUUGUGGAGAGCUUCUACUAA